Molecule: messenger RNA, 633 nt
Organism: Peronospora matthiolae
Lineage: Eukaryota; Oomycota; Peronosporomycetes; Peronosporales; Peronosporaceae
Source: the annotation of a GenBank genome assembly
AUGGUUUGCCUAGGGCCGAGUGAUCAAGGAUGUGAUUCCUUUGAUGUGUGUAUGGUGGCACGUGAAACUACACCGAGUGCGGUCGGCCGUGAGAGCACCGCACUGAAUGUCGGUAAUGACAUUUUUGGCCAUAUGCCAUUUAGUGUGGGCGGCCGUGAAGGCACCACGCUUAACGUCGGUAAUGGCGUUGUUGGCGAUUCGCCAUAUAGUGUGGGCGGCCGUGAGGGCACCACACCUAAUGUCAAUAAUGAUAUUGUUGGCGAUACGCCGUAUAGUGUGGACGGCCGUGAGGGCACCACGCUUAACGCCGGUAAUGGCGCUGUUGGCGAUACGCCGUAUAGUGUGGGCGGCCGUGAGGGCACCACACCUAAUGUCAGUAAUGAUACUGUUGGCGAUACGCCGUAUAGUGUGGACGGCCGUGAGGGCACCACACCUAAUGUCGGUAAUGACCUUAUUGGCGAGACGCCGUUAUAUUCAGGGCUAGACCCGCAUAAUACACGUGGAGUGGCACGUUUCUAUCCACUGGGUGAAGUGUUCGAGUUAUGUAACACUUCACCGAAUGUCGGUCAAGACAAAAGCUCUCGUAUAGAGCGUCUCGAAGAGACGAUCGAGACGCCGGGUAGCUACUUUUAA